Molecule: messenger RNA, 3664 nt
Organism: Thunnus maccoyii (southern bluefin tuna)
Lineage: Eukaryota; Metazoa; Chordata; Actinopteri; Scombriformes; Scombridae
Product: gastrula zinc finger protein XlCGF57.1-like
Exons: 4
Coding region: 779-2620 (613 amino acids)
Biological process (GO): regulation of transcription by RNA polymerase II
Molecular function (GO): DNA-binding transcription factor activity; RNA polymerase II cis-regulatory region sequence-specific DNA binding
Source: RefSeq, a predicted model, not a curated record
ACUACUCAGAUUCGCGCCCUUGGCGUCUUCUCCAUAGCAACGGCAGCUGAGGCCCACGGGUAUUGUAGUAUUCUUAGCCAUCCUUAACGGCCAAAAUCACGGACAAAACGUUAUUUCUCAAAAACGAAGUUGAAAUAAUUUAAACUGGUGGUCAUAAUAUGAACAUGAUUGUUACAUUAUCCACGAGAGUCCUGAGGUUCUGUGUUUAGUCAUACUGAGGAUAUUGUUUAAAGAAAUAUGUUUUAACUUAAAUGUUCUGGUCUGGUCAAACAUCAGAAAAGCAGCGCCGGCUACAUUUUCACUUGGUGAUUCAUUGGUGUCAUUAGUAGUAUUCAUUUAUAUAUAUAAAUACGGUGUAGUUAAUAUAAUUAGAUAUAGAUAUAACUGAGGAAGCCAAGGAAUCUCACGGGCUUUUUUUUUAGUUUCUAGUCGGACGGUAUUUCCAUGUGCUCAGCCCGUGAGUGUCUGGGUCGUGUCUAGAUGGUAACCCUAGGUUUGCUGAAGAUCUCGCGAGAAUGACCAUUUUAACCCAAACCAUGAUUUUUCUCUACCUUACUCUAGCCAGGUUUCUUUUGUGCCCAAACCAAGUCAGGCCAUAACCACGGCGUUGCCACGUCAUAAACAUCAUUAUUUUGUACAACGCAUGUUUGUUUUUUUAUUUUAAGAAAUGAAAAUCUCGCGAGGGUUCCGCAAAUCUACGAUUUAAGGUUACCAUUCAGAAACGACCGAGUUUCUGCCAUAUCUGCGGACAAAAACGUUUCUGACUAACUGUGAAAUUAUGUUUUAUUGGACAAAUGAGAAGCCAGCGGAGGCUGAGACACCCGACAGUGUCAGUAACAUGUCUAAAGCGGAGAUACUGAGAAUAAUCAUCUCUGAGAAACUGGCAACAGCCGCGCAGGAAAUCUUAGCGGUUGUUGAGAGAACCGUAGCCGGGUACGAGGAGGAGGCUUCGGGCUUCAGACAGGAGAUUGACCGGCAGAGGAGACAGCUGGAGGUUCUCCUGCAGCCUCAGGUCAAACUGGAGAGAAUAAUAGACACUGCAGAUCACUAUGGGGUGAUCAUGGAAGAGGAGGAAGAGGAGGAGGAAGAGGAGCACAAACAGCAACAGAGUGUGGAGGACUCUGAGAGAGUGAGCCUCCUCAAUAGUGAUGAGGAAGAAGAAGGUGAAGAAGAGGAGGAGGAGGAGCAACCAGCACUGAGCAGCCAUAUUCAACAAGAAGAGGCCAAAAAAGAGGACGAUCUGUCCAGCAGCUGGACAUCACAGCAACAAGAAGAAGACGUGGAGACAGAGGGAGCUCACGACAAACCAAGUGAUGAUGUUGAAGCUGCUGAGAGCGAAGGAGACGGUGGUGAUGAUGAUUAUGAUGAGGAAGAGGAGGAGGAGGAGGAGGAGGAGGUGAUGGUGGAUGACAGAGACGGCGACUGGAAACCAGACAAGAGUGACGACGAGUUGAAGGAGAGAGAACCUGAACCGACGAGGAAGCGACAAGCCAAACGUGUCAAAACAAAAAGCAGGGAGCUGAUCCAGUCGUCUCUGAACGCGUCGACUGAGAACAGCGACGCUCUUCUCUUCUGUAAAAUCUGCAGAGUCCUGCGCGGGUCGACGAACAUGUUGAUAAAACACGCCUGGAGUCACGUGGGCAAUCCAGAGAGAGUUUGUGGAGUGUGCGGAGAACACUCAGAGUCUGCAGAGGAGCUGAGGAGUCACCUGCAAAGCCACCAGAAGAUUCACAGCUGCAACAUCUGCGGGAAGUCUUUCAUCAACUUAAAUAGCCUCCGAGAGCACACUGCUGGACACACAGGACAGAAAACAUAUAAAUGCGAUAUUUGCCACAAAGCGUUUCAUCUUAAGAUAAACUUGACUUCCCACCAGAAGGUCCAUGUGGAGGAUAAACCAUACAAAUGUGAUAUUUGCCAAAAAUCAUUUAGUUAUAAGGGGGAGCUCAAAACUCACAGCAGGUUGCACACAGGUGAGAAGCCAUAUCAGUGUGACGUGUGCAGUAGAUCUCUCGGUAGCCGUCGAUCUUUAUCCACGCACAUGUUGAUCCAUUCAGGAGAGAAACAUCACGGCUGCGAGGUUUGCGGGAAGCGUUUCAAACGUCUCCAAGAUCUGAGAAGCCAUGAGAACAUCCACAAAGCCCGAGACAAACCGUAUCUGUGUGAGGUUUGCUGCAAAGCGUUUCAUUCAAGCUUCGGAUUAAAGUCCCACCUGAAGACACACAACGCACACCAGGAGAGAGCGCACGUUUGCAGCGAAUGUGGCAAAGGAUUCACCUCCAAGAUGAAUCUGAUGGCCCACAUGAAGAGCCACUCUGAGGAGAGACCGUUCAGCUGCUCAGAGUGCGGUAAGUUAUUUAAAUUCAAGAAUAACCUCAAUGCCCACCUGAGGCUCCACACGGGACUCAAACCGUUCGUCUGUGGUGUUUGUGGGAAAACGUGCGGGAGACAAGACCACCUGGUGGUCCACAUGAGGACACAUAACGGGGAGAGACCGUACCAGUGCACAGUCUGCGACAAAGCCUUCACUCAGAGCCACUGUCUGAAAACACACAUGAAGAGCCACCAGGCGGAAGAAACGUCAGCAGACAUUUCUAUAAACUCUCUCCAAAAGAAGGAUUGACAGUAAUUUACCAUUGACAGAGGCUGUAAAUAAUUACUGCUAUAAUUUGGUGUUUUUAGCAGUUGCUGUGGUUUUUAAGUAUUUGUAUGGAAGUUAAAAGAAGCCCAUUUAUGCCAGGAACAGGAAAAAAUAAAUGAAAUAUUAAGAAUGAAGAUAGAAUAGGAUUUAUGAGAUAUUCCAUACUGAAAUAUGUCAGCUGUGAAGUUUUCUUAAUGUCCCCAGAGGAUGAAUCCUACUGACUUUUCCUUUGGCACCAUAAGGUCAACAUUUGUGAUUCAGAGUGAACUAUCUCCACAACUAUUUGAUAGAUUGCCCUGAAAUGUAUAAUGAAUAUUUAAGGUUCCUGCAGGAACCUUAAAUGAUCCUCUAACUUUUCAUCUAGCGCCACCAUCUGGUCAAAAUUUCAGUUUGUCCAACACUUUGGUUUAUGACCAAAUACCUGCAAAACUAAUAUCACCCUCAUCAGCACUGUGCUGUACUUUGUGUUUAGUGCUAAUUAGCAAAUCUUAGCAUGCUGAUGUUUGCAUUUAGCCUCUUUCACACAUGCAGUCUAUUCUUGGUUCAGGAACAUUUCCUGCAUGGGAUCAUGUGUAAAUUGGAGCAGGGAUCGGAUAUUAAGGGAAAUCUGUACUGUCAAUUUCCCACCUCAAGACCUAGUAACAUUUCAGGGAAAAUGCUGGUACGGCUGCGUUGUGAAUGAAAGCAGUAACAUUGCAGGGACAAACACGUAAAGGGUUACGUCCAUCUGACGAAAGACACUUUCACAUGGAGCAAGCGAAUCAAUCACAAGACUCCACUGAUGAUGUAUUUGAAUCCGCAACUUGUUAAUUGGUUUCCAUGUUUAGUCAAUAAAAUGUAUGAAAAUCAUCAAACAAAAGUCGUAACGCAACUUCCCAGAGACUCGUUUCCUCUGCUCAACAAUCCAAAACCUCACAAUUUACUUCUAUCUGACAAGGCGGAAGAAGCGAAUAUUUACGUCACGAUGACGACAUACUGUUGACACAUCGUAAUUGUUCUCAAUAAAUCAUCUUUUUUGGAAACGUG